AUGACGGGAGCAAGCCUCGGCCCCGAGCAGAAUCGAUCUUUGGCGCACAGGGCUUGGCUCUGGACCUGGUGGUGGCUUACAGCCCGGGUUCCCGGUAAGAUUGUCGCCUCCGCCCACCACGAGGCGCCCUACAGGAUCCGAGUGCGGCCAAGAAGUCCGAAGUGGAAAUGA
Messenger RNA from Gaeumannomyces tritici R3-111a-1, 171 nucleotides. RefSeq lists its product as hypothetical. The record is from RefSeq and is a predicted model, not a curated record. The transcript has 2 exons. Bases 1 to 171 code for a protein of 56 amino acids. NCBI's taxonomy places the organism in Eukaryota, Fungi, Ascomycota, Sordariomycetes, Magnaporthales, Magnaporthaceae.